Molecule: messenger RNA, 976 nt
Organism: Momordica charantia (bitter melon)
Lineage: Eukaryota; Viridiplantae; Streptophyta; Magnoliopsida; Cucurbitales; Cucurbitaceae
Product: PAR1 protein
Source: RefSeq, a predicted model, not a curated record
UCGUCUCCUUGUUUCUCUCAGACUCAAACCCAGAGCCUUCUCUCAAGCUCAUCCUCUUCUUUGAGUUUCUAUAAAUAAUACCAACGAAAACAAAACCAAACCCCCUCUCUAUUACUCCAUUAAUUAAUUAGUUCUCUCUCUCAUGGCUUUCUCCAACAAAUUCGCCGCCCUUCUCUUCGUCUCCUCCCUCUUCCUCUCCGCAGCCGUUGGGGAGCUUGUCUGCGAGGAAUUGUCGGUGGAUGUUUGUGCGUUUUCCAUCGCUUCAUCAGGGAAGAGGUGUUUGUUGGAGACCUCUGAGAACAAAGAUGGCAAGUUUGAAUACCAAUGCAGAACCUCCGAGGUUAUGGUCGAAUGGAUGGCCGAGUACAUAGAGUCCGACCACUGCAUCAACGCCUGCGGCCUCGACCGCAACUCCGUCGGUAUCGCCUCCGACGCCCUCCUCGAGCCCCACUUCACCGCCAAGCUCUGCUCCCCUCCUUGCUACCAGAAAUGCCCCAACAUCGUCGACCUUUACUUCAACAUGGCUGCAGGAGAGGGGGUAUUCUUGCCGGACCUUUGCGAGAGACAGCGCACGAGCCCCCACCGUGCCAUGGCGGAGCUGUUGAGCUCGGGCGCGGCCGCGGGUCCCAUGUCAUCGGAGGCUGCCACCGGAAUCUUGCCCACAGCUGAAGCCCCAGCUCCUAUGUGAAGAUCAUGAGAAGUUGAUUAAUUUUGUUAUUUAAUUUGGUUGGACGUUUUCUUUAUUAUUAUGGUUAUUUUCCUUGCACAGCUGUGAGGGGACGAAAUAAAUUAGAAUAGUAAUGGCUGUAAGGAAAAAAAAUAUUUGAGUGAUUUUCUUCGAAUUUCACUUUUGUUUUGAUUUCUUCAUCAUACCUAUACGGUAUACGUCCGUCCUCUUUUUUCUUUUCAAUAUUCCCACACAGUGAGAUGAUGUAUACUUUUGGAGUAAUAAAACUUUGUUAUUUUUAUUAAAUUA